Yamadazyma tenuis ATCC 10573 is the source of this 321-nucleotide messenger RNA. It is a transcript of the gene TIM12, whose product is annotated as Tim12p. Gene Ontology annotation, cellular component: mitochondrial inner membrane. Gene Ontology annotation, biological process: protein insertion into mitochondrial inner membrane. The record is from RefSeq and is a predicted model, not a curated record. Lineage: Eukaryota; Fungi; Ascomycota; Pichiomycetes; Serinales; Debaryomycetaceae.
AUGUCGUUGUUCUUGGGAGGACAAGCUCAGUUCCAGAAUGUGGAUCCAGAGAAGAUCAAACUUGCAGAUAUUCAAUUCGACGCCCAGAAUUUGAUGUUCAAAAAGCUCUUGCUGAAGUGUAAUACAAAGUGUAUAGCACGAGAAUAUGGUGAAGCCGAUUUGAAUACCGGUGAACAAAGUUGUGUUGAUAGAUGCGCAGAGAAGUUUUUCAAGACCAACCGGUUGAUGGGAGAAACCCUACAAUAUAACCGGCAAUUCAAUAUCCAGAAAAUGCCGGAUUACCAGAAGGUGCAACUGAUGCUCCACCAACCAAAGAACUAA